AUGGCAGUCGUUGAGCCUAUCUAUCUCUCAGCUGGUGGCAAUCGACACCCUGCCGCAGCAGACUGGAACGUGGAUAAGCCAGGUUUGCUCGCAUUUGGUGCCGGCAACAAUAUCGCUUUGUGGGACCCGUUGGAUGAAGGUUUCCAUGGAGUUCAGGCGCUUCUUUCAGGACAUACAGACAUUGUCAAUGUGGUCAAAUUUCUGCCCCUCAAGGGCGUAGCAGAUUCGCUCAUUUUAAGCGGAUCAGCGGACAAAUCACUUCGAAUUUGGAGCAGGGCUGCCGAUAUCUCUACCGGAUGGCUCGAAGUCAAGACGAUUACCGAUCAUCAGAGCUCGAUUAACUGCGUGGCUGUUCUGCAUGACUCUGGCGUUUUUGUCUCGGGCUCAGCUGACGCAAAGGUGAAUGUAUGGAAGGUUGAGCAUGACGAGAACUCUGAGGGUAUCGAGGUGAGGCUACUUCAGACUAUAUCUCUCACACCAAAAUACUUUCCCCUUGCUGUUUCCUUGGCACAGCUGAAUGAAUCUUCUAUCGCACUUGCCGUUGCCGGAACCAAGGCGAGCAUUCAGAUUUACAUCUCAGAAGCGGACAUCUUCAAGCUUGCCGCCACUCUGACUGGCCAUGAAGGGUGGAUCCGCUCCUUGAGUUUCGUCCGGGAAGCCUCAGAUGAUGGCGCAGACCUUCUACUUGCAUCAGCAAGUCAAGACAAGUACAUCCGCCUAUGGCGUUUCCACCAAGGGGAGGAGCUCCCCGCAAUCAGCAGUGCGACCAGUGAUCCUUCACUCGGAGCAUUUGGCAAGUCGCUGUCCAACAAGGCCCACCGAUUCGAAGCACAAGACCAGAAGUACUCCAUCACUUUUGAGGCGCUUCUGCUCGGCCAUGAAGACUGGAUAUAUUCUGCUAGGUGGCGCCGUCAUCGCGACAGGCUACAACUCCUUUCCGCUUCGGCCGAUAGUUCACUGGCCAUGUGGGAGCCGGACACAACAUCUGGCGUCUGGAUUUGCGUCACCCGGUUGGGAGAGAUCAGUACGCAGAAGGGAGCAACGACCGCGACAGGGAGCACUGGAGGCUUCUGGAUCGGGCUCUGGUCUCCCAGUGGGGAUUCCGUAGUUAGCCUAGGCCGUACAGGGAGCUGGAGAUUAUGGAAUUAUCAGCCAGAAGAGGAUAGGUGGACUCAAAGCGUGGCCAUUAGUGGCCAUGUCAAAGACGUGAAAGGCGUCGCGUGGGCCAAGGACGGCUCGUAUUUGCUAUCCACUAGUUCUGACCAGACUACAAGACUGCAUGCCGAAUGGCUACACGAGGACAAGAGAUCGUGGCACGAAUUUUCGAGACCGCAGAUCCACGGCUACGACCUGAACUGUAUAGACUCGAUCGGCACCUCAAGGUUCAUAUCUGGAGCGGACGAGAAACUGCUUCGGGUGUUUGAUGAACCGAACGCAGUGGCCAGUCUCUUGGACCGAUGCUGCGGUAUUCGCAAUGAGUCCGUAGCAGCACUUCCCGACGCCGCAAACAUCCCGGUCCUGGGACUGUCAAACAAAGCAAUUCACGCCGUAGACGAGAAUGAGGCUUAUGCUAACGGGCAGGCUGAAGAUCAAGAUACCUUGGACCCCGCGGCUGUGGUUUCGAAGUCAGCGCUCGACAUUGACUAUCCACCACUUGAGGACCAUCUUGCGCGACACAUGCUGUGGCCUGAAGUAGAAAAACUCUACGGGCACGGCUAUGAGAUAUCCACGGUAGCAACGAGCAACGAUGGUGGACUGGUCGCGACGGCUUGCAAAGCAAGCUCCGUUGACCAUGCUGUCAUACGCCUAUACGAGACGAAAGAAUGGCGCGAGAUCAAGCCCCCGUUGACUGCGCACUCGCUCACUGUGACCGGCUUGGCCUUUUCAGACGACGGUCAAUACCUUCUCAGCGUGGGCCGUGAUAGGCAGUGGACACUGUUCACUCGUAAUGGUGCUGCAUCACGCGACUACAAAUUGUUCGCGUUCAACCCCAAAGGGCAUGCGCGGAUGAUCUUGGGCUGUUCAUGGGCCCCGAGAGCGGCUAGCAGGGUUUUUGCGACUGCGGGAAGAGACAAGUUAGUGAAGAUAUGGAGAUUCGAGAAUACCGACGUCGCCUGCGUCGUCACGAUUCCUGCAACCUCCCCUGUUACAGCCAUCAACUUUCUUUCACAGCUAUCAAAUGAGGAAGUAAUUAUCGCUUACGGAACAGAGACCGGAGAUAUCUCCAUCCGCGUACUUGAAGGCAAAGGGCUCACAACCAGAUACGCUUUUAACAUGGACCAAUUUCUCCUUCCAUCCAAGGGGGUCAACCAGCUUGUAUGGCGCCCGCAACACCCAGACCGAAAUGUCGAGAAUAUCAACGUAAGCGCUGAGCCGCAGAGGAAGCGGCAUUACCUCGCGGUGGCCAGCGAAGAUAGCUCUGUACGCCUGUUUGCGUUGCUUCUACCAGAUCCAGCGUAA
Messenger RNA from Coniosporium apollinis CBS 100218, 2460 nucleotides. RefSeq lists its product as uncharacterized. Gene Ontology annotation, biological process: tRNA wobble uridine modification. Gene Ontology annotation, molecular function: protein binding. Gene Ontology annotation, cellular component: elongator holoenzyme complex. The coding region runs from base 1 to 2460 and encodes 819 amino acids. The record is from RefSeq and is a predicted model, not a curated record. The transcript has a single exon. NCBI's taxonomy places the organism in Eukaryota, Fungi, Ascomycota, Dothideomycetes.